AUGCGGAGUGGCGACGUCGGGCUGGAAGAGACUCCCAGCCCUUGUGCCGCACUCUCUGUGAGAAGCACCAGUAAUGGAUCAAACUGCAGACUUGCACUGGCCAACAAAGUCGCUGUGGUUACAGGGUCCACAAAUGGGAUUGGCUUCUCCAUUGCUCGGCGUCUGGCCCAGGAUGGGGCCCACGUGGUCAUCAGCAGCCGGAAGCAGCAGAAUGUGGACCGUGCAGUGGCCACACUGAAGGAGGAGGGGCUGUGUGUGACGGGCACUGUGUGCCAUGUGGGGAAGGCAGAAGACCGGGAGCAACUGGUGGCCACGGCCCUAGAAAGCUGUGGGGGUGUGGACUUCCUCGUGUGUGUUGCAGGGACUAAUCCCUUGGUGGGGAGUACCUUAAGGAGCAGUGAGCAGAUCUGGGACAAGAUCCUGGGUGUGAAUGUGAAGGCCCCAGCCCUGCUGCUGAGCCAGCUGCUGCCCCAUAUGGAAAACAGGGGACAAGGUUCCGUGGUCCUGGUGUCCUCCGUUGCAGCCUAUAUACCAUUUCCUAGGCUGGGAGUCUACAAUGUCAGUAAAACAGCCCUUCUGGGACUAACCAAGACCCUGGCAGUAGAGCUAGCGCCGAAGAACAUUCGAGUGAACUGCUUAGCACCAGGCGUCAUCAACACAGACUUCGGCCGUGUGCUCACUGAAGACCCGGCCUUUGAGGACCAUUUGAAGUAUGUCUUUGGAAUGCAGAGAGUGGGUCAGCCUGAGGACUGUGCAGGAAUCGUGUCUUUCCUGUGCUCCCCGGAGGCCAGCUAUAUCACUGGUGAGAACAUAGCUGUAGCUGGCUGGUCCCCCCACCUCUGA
Messenger RNA from Microtus oregoni (creeping vole), 843 nucleotides. RefSeq names its product dehydrogenase/reductase SDR family member 2, mitochondrial-like. Gene Ontology annotation, molecular function: carbonyl reductase (NADPH) activity. The record is from RefSeq and is a predicted model, not a curated record. Lineage: Eukaryota; Metazoa; Chordata; Mammalia; Rodentia; Cricetidae.